AUUUUCGGUCAGUUCACACGUCAGCAACAAUCCAGGUAUCCCGGAAAGUGGCUAAAAUCAGCAGAAUAUCUGAAAGUACUGUACCCUUUUGACAUGGCAAUAACAGCGGAUCACAUCAAGGAUAAGCUUACAAAGGAGCUCGCGGCAGUGCACGUGGACGUGGAGGACACAUCACCCAACAGAUGUGCUACCAGCUUCAAAGUCCUGGUGGUGUCGUCCCAGUUUGAGGGGAAGCCUCUGUUACAGAGACACAGGAUGGUGAACGCGUGUCUGGCCGAGGAGCUGAAGGAAAUCCACGCCUUCGAACAGAAGACGCUCACACCGGAGCAGUGGGAGAAGCAGAGGUCGCCAUGAUCCCAACAUUCCUGAUGUCUCCGAUGUUAUUUUCCCUACAUGAGGAAACGGAGUCAUGCUAGUCUGCUGUACAAUAAAAACAUCUUCAUGCUG
Molecule: messenger RNA, 447 nt
Organism: Melanotaenia boesemani (Boeseman's rainbowfish)
Lineage: Eukaryota; Metazoa; Chordata; Actinopteri; Atheriniformes; Melanotaeniidae
Exons: 4
Coding region: 94-354 (86 amino acids)
Biological process (GO): intracellular iron ion homeostasis
Cellular component (GO): cytosol; nucleus
Molecular function (GO): 2 iron, 2 sulfur cluster binding
Source: RefSeq, a predicted model, not a curated record